This is a messenger RNA of Didymodactylos carnosus, 1194 nucleotides long. NCBI's taxonomy places the organism in Eukaryota, Metazoa, Rotifera, Eurotatoria, Philodinida, Philodinidae. The record is from the annotation of a GenBank genome assembly.
AUGAUUAUUGCUGGAUAUUUAUCUCUUGCACAUCAUUACGAUUUAACAGAACAACGUUGCCAAUAUAAUAACGAUUAUUAUUUUCAGUUAGCUAUUGAACGUUUUAAACAAGUGAUGCAACUCUCUCAUCCUUACUUACCAAAUCAUGAUGAUUAUUUAAUUUUAUUACAAUGUCAUGAAAAAAUUGGUUAUCUCUACCGCGAGAGAGGCGAUUUUCAACAUACUAUUGAUCAUUAUCAACAAUUUUUACAUUUAAUUCAAAAAUAUAAGCCAAAUGAUAUUAAAAAUCUCACAUCAUAUUAUGACGGAAUAAUAACAAUAUAUGAAAAUGAAUUUGAGCAAGUGAGCUCUGUUCGAGAUACAACAUCAAUAUUAGCAGAAACUGUGGAAUCUCAAUCAGUGUUACACGCGGUCAACGGUGGUCAAAUAAUUUUUGAACGUUCAAAUUUAGCAUUUGGCUUUUAUUUAGUGCAAUCUGUUGAUCUUUGUUUGAAUGCUCAAGUGAACAUAAAUAGACGUCUUGCUUAUUGUUAUAUGAAACGUGCAUUACUAUCAUUUGAACAAAAUGCUUUAGAACAAACGCGUGACUAUUUAUACAAAGCAACAGCAAUAAAUGUAGCUGAUGCAAGAAAUAUUUGUGAAGAAAAUUUGGCCUAUCUUGAUGGUAACUAUAAAUUUGUUAUUUUAAAAUACCAACAACUAAUAGAUAAACAAUUAAUCUCUGGCCUACAAUGUGUCAAUGAAGAUUAUUUUAGUUAUAUUGGUUCGUUGUAUGAGAAGAUAGGUGAUAGUGAAAGAGCAAUUCAAUAUUAUUUAUUAGCAAUCUGGUAUUUUGAAUUGAAUGGUCAUUAUUGUUGUCACACACAAUCAUGCUUUGAACAAUUCAUUUUAUAUUAUAAAAGAACAGGAAAUGAUAUAAAUUCAGUGAUUAAUAUUAGUAAACGAUUUCUUUUACUUUUGUACAAAUAUCGUUCACCAUUUAUUAAAAAAUUCAUACAAAUUAUUUUGAUUAAUACUAAAACAACAGUGAAUGAAACAAUGUAUGCAAAACUGAUUUAUUUUAUAUUAAAUAAUACAAAUAAUGUUAAACAAGUUGUUGAUAAUUAUGAAAAAUUAUUGUAUGAGGAAAACCAUUUAAUGGUUUUUGCUGGAUUAGCGGAAGAGGUACCUGGUCUGAAGGGAAGGGGCGCCUAA